AUGGGCAAUUACAGAAGUAAACUCAGAGGGCUUGGGUGCCCUGAGCUGGAUGUGAACUCUCUCAAAAGAAAGCAAGCACAUGAGAAGACACCUUCAAAGAAUCUCAAAAAGCCAAGAAAGGCUGAGGUGAACUAUUUGCCACCUCACCCACAAGGAGAAACAGAGGGAAGCUUGGAAAAGGAAAGAUUGGAACUUCUUGAUGAAGUGAAGAAGAGGAACAACUACCGGAUCAUCAGUGAAAAAAUGGCCAAAACAUUCUCGAAUCGCAGACAGGAAGUUGUUAAUCUGGCACCACCUGUGAAUGACUUCAGAAGUAGAUGGCCUGCGCUUUUUGAUGCAGCACAGAUAAAUGAUGAAUUCCAAAGGAUCACCACUGUUAACUUGGAAACAACAUUCAUGGCAAAACUGGACCAGUAUUCCACAAGAAUAAUGUCCCUGGUCUCUUCAAAAGGUGGUGCUGCAAAAAUUAAGAUUGAGCGCAUCAGGAACAUGUUGCAAGAGAGUUUGGUGGAAACAAGAAGAGAGGUCGCAAUCCGUUGCCUGAUGGUGUAUUUGAAAGAGAAAGAAGAGGAUCUCUUCAGAGAACAGCUGUGCCCUCACGAUGCUGCAGGAUUGCUCUCCCCCCGCUUCAGGACACCUGCACCAGGAGAUGCCGGACUAGAGCAGCGCAGAUACUGUGAGAAAGAGUGA
Neolamprologus brichardi is the source of this 690-nucleotide messenger RNA. NCBI's taxonomy places the organism in Eukaryota, Metazoa, Chordata, Actinopteri, Cichliformes, Cichlidae. The record is from RefSeq and is a predicted model, not a curated record.